Molecule: messenger RNA, 910 nt
Organism: Melitaea cinxia (Glanville fritillary)
Lineage: Eukaryota; Metazoa; Arthropoda; Insecta; Lepidoptera; Nymphalidae
Product: 1-acyl-sn-glycerol-3-phosphate acyltransferase alpha-like
Exons: 5
Coding region: 1-810 (269 amino acids)
Biological process (GO): phosphatidic acid biosynthetic process
Cellular component (GO): endoplasmic reticulum; membrane
Molecular function (GO): 1-acylglycerol-3-phosphate O-acyltransferase activity
Source: RefSeq, a predicted model, not a curated record
AUGUUUCUGUUAAAAAAUAAAAUUUAUAAAGUGUUAAUAUUCGCUAAAUAUUGCUUUAAAUUUGGGCUUAUUUACUUUUUUUUGACAUUUUGUAGCUUCAUUUUUUUGCCACGGUUAAUAUUUAAUGGAAAAAAUAUUAAAAACGGACUAAUUGUGUCGGAACCAUGUAAAAAACUUACAAAACUUUUGGGUAUUACCUGGCAAAUAAGGAAUGAAGAAAUUGUGUCAGAGAAUAGAGGAGCUGUAAUUUUAAUAAACCACCAGUCUGCUUUGGAUGCGUUGUGUGUAGUUCAAUUAUGGCAUACUUGGAAAGAUGCAGCAUUAGUUGUUAAGAAAGAAAUAUUUUACUUCUGGCCGUUUGGAUUAAUAAUAUACCUAUCAGAUUCGAUUUUCGUAGACAGAAAAAACCCUAAAGCUGCAAAUCAGCUGUUAAUGAAAAAAUCCAAAAAACUAUUCCAUAAUAAGAUUAAGUUAGUAAUUUUCCCUGAAGGUACGAGAAAUAGCGAUGUCACAAAACUCUUACCUUUCAAAAAGGGAGCUUUCAACAUAGCGGUUGGGGCGCAAGUUCCGAUAAUUCCUAUCGUAGUUUCACCAUACUAUUUUAUUAAUAAGCAGAAACACGUUUUUAAUAAAGGACAUGUCAUAGCACAGUGCUUAGAGCCAGUGUCGACUGAGGGUUUGACGAUGGAUGAUGUUCCGGAUCUACUGAAUAGAGUUCAAAAUACUAUGGAGAAAGUCUAUAAUGAAUUGUUAGAUGAAGUAACAAAAGAUUUACCACCUGACUAUCCUUUAGCUAUAACAAAAUGUUAGUUUUAUAAAAUUGUUAUUUGACUUUUUUUUGUAUACCGUUUUUUGUGCACCUUUGUCUUAAGUUAUUCAUUGUUUAUAAUUAAAUAUUUAAAUAUUCAUC